Melanotaenia boesemani (Boeseman's rainbowfish) is the source of this 6790-nucleotide messenger RNA. RefSeq names its product fibrosin (gene fbrs). The transcript is spliced from 18 exons. The record is from RefSeq and is a predicted model, not a curated record. The coding region runs from base 1481 to 5374 and encodes 1297 amino acids. NCBI's taxonomy places the organism in Eukaryota, Metazoa, Chordata, Actinopteri, Atheriniformes, Melanotaeniidae.
CGCACACAAUGCACUGCUUGGCUGACAAGGGUUCUGUCUCCCUCAUUUUCAUGAUAAAUUUUCAAUUCAGUGGAAACUUGUGAAGGAGAAGGAGUGGAGCCGUUCUGUUUCUCUCUAUGUUUUUUGCACUUUGGAUUAAGUUAAAUUAAGAAAUCGCAAACCGGAAACGACGGCUUACGAUCCAACUUCUUCUAAACAUUGGAUUACACAGGCUGUAUGAAAGAGCUGCCCAGCCCAACGGGGGCUCGGCCCACACCCUGGAAAUCGACACCGCGGCUUUGAAAUUUGGGCCUUGAUUUUUUUUUAUUUAAUUGAGAUAGAACGAAAAGAUACCUGUUGGCCAAGAAGCUAAAUAUUAUUUUACUGUGCGGGAUUAACAUUUUGAAAAUAUUUUGUUUAUGCAUUUUGUUUCCUUUAAAACUUGAGGGAUUCUUGCGUGUGGCUUAGCUGGCUAACAGCUGGAUUGGCUAGCACUAGCUAGCCAUAGUGCUAUCGUUACGUCUUUCUUUUGAUGUGAUACGAAUUCAACCAUCAUCCACGGCCAUCAACAUCUCGACAGGAGGAACGUUUGCUCUGUUAGCUUCUGGAUAUUGAUUGGCUUCCCAGGCUACCCCCAGUCUCGUUUGUCAUUCUGGAUACUUUGUAAGAAUAUCGUUAUAUUGUUAGGUUGUUGUCCAGAUAAAUUGUAAUAUAUUACGUUAGUCGUGUACAUGCUAUCCGAAAGAGCUAAUUGGCUGAAGGCAACACUGACCUAACGUCAACUAGCUGUAGCCUUUUCUAUUUAAAAAAAAAUAGACAGCUCUUUUUACGGACUAAAUUACGUUUGAUCCACUGUGGCCGUCAACAUUAGCUAAAAAAAGACUACAAAUUAAUGUAAAAGAAUGUCACGGACUCCGCUAUGUUAAUGUCAGAUAGGUUAUUGGCCGUGCUAACUAGCUAACCGUAUCGUUUUGCUAAUAAAUUUGUCAGCGUGUGCAGAAAUAAAGAAAAUCCAAGUUUGAUGUUUUGAGGAAUGGUAGAAUUGUUGUGAUUUUUAUUUAGUUUUCUAUAUAUAGACAUUUUGGCCUGCUGUGUCUUACACACCAAGACUUGUCUUUUUUGUUUACAUGCGACUAACUUCUGUGCAUCGGUUCUCGCUAGCUAACAAAUAGCUUUCUACGAGAUACCAUCAGCUAUGUCCUGACAUCUGUGUUAUAUUGUGGGUGUCUUAAGUUCGCAUGUGGGUUUAAGUUUGUGUUUAGAUUAAUUGAAAUGACACUAAAAUUUCGCCGAAAGAAAGGCACUGAUGCCAGCAGACUGUUGUCAGAGGACGGUAAAUAAUAGCCACUGGUUCCAGUAACGCCAUUUUAACAGGGGCUCCUUGUGAGGGCCUGUGUGGUGGUUUAUUUUUGUUGUGCAGUUCGGUGCCUUCCACCGGACCAGGACUCGAAUAAAGUGCCUUUGGUCCCAUUGGAGUUAUAAAGAGAGGUAACAUCUGAACAUGGAGGGCCCGAGCCGAAGCACUGAAUUCAGACGGAGUCGACGGUCGCGUUCGCAGCGCGACAGGGAGCGGCGGAGGAGAGUGGACCUGGCCGAGGAGCGGGCCACAUCCCUGUCCUCGGGCUCCGAUCGAGAGGCUUGCGGUACGAACAGUGUCUUGGGUCCCGGUGGGAGAGAAUGCCGGCCCGGUUUUGGGAGACACAGGCCUCCACGUCGGAGGAAAAGAGAGUCCGUGUCCUGCGAGGAGGACAUCAUUGAUGGUUUCGCUAUUGCGAGUUUUAUCAGCCUGGAGACACUGGAGAUGGACUGUUCUCUGAAGCCUAGCCAGCGCACUGAUAUGCCGGGUAGGAGGAACAAGGGGAAGAGGGGGCCAGAGGAAAAUGGUGGGGGGCCGCUGACAGAGCCAGAGGAAGGAGCCCCACACAGUUACCCUAGCAGCUGCUGGAUCAAGGAUAACAACAAGAGAAGAAAGAUAGAGGGUUCUCAUUUGGAAACUGGUUACAUUUGUGACACUGAGAGUGAUGCAGGUGACAAGGCCUCUGACAAUGAGAUGGAUCCAGUGUUCACAGUCAGCACUAGAAAAGUUGUGGAUCCUGCUCCUUCAAACAUGGGUACAUCCAUGAGCAAAAGCUGCCCGCCUCUACCGGCCCGCUGUUCACGGUUAAUGGUGACCCCGCGCGUAUCUGGUCUGGAGCGAAGUCAAGAGAAGAGCUUGGAGAUGCACUUCCCAGACUCUGUUUCUUCUACCUCUUCUGUCUCCUUCCCUGGCCUCCCCUCCCAUUCUGAGGUCACAGCCUCAGGCACGGUACCCCGACCCAGCACAAUUAAUGGCAACAACAACCGCCACAACGGCAGCCCACCACUUUCCAAACCUAAGCCCUUCAUCACUUUGCCUGGACAAUCUCACCCCAUCUACAAAGUCAACAACAGGAACGGCACUCCAGCGAAACCUCCAUCAUCUGCUUCAUCUGCGUCUUCCUCAUCUACUAUGCGCCCCCCAACUCCCUCCACCAGUUUGUCUCUGCCCUACAGUCGGGGCUCAGGAUCCUCAGGGCCCCUCAGACCCCCCUCCCGAGCCAGCUCUGGGGCUUUGUUCACAUCCUCACCUGGCCUGCCUCCUCCUCCACCUCUUCUACAAGCUCCGGCCCACUCAGCUGCAGCAGAGCGCGAGGGCAGACGCAGCGUCCCAGGGGCUGAAAACAAUGCAUCGGCAACGGGUCGUUCCACACCUGGAGGACCAUCUGCAUCGAGCUCUACAUCAGGUUCAUCAGGCCGGACGUCUCAGAACCAAACGAGCAUCCAGCCUUUGGCCUUCCAGUUCCAUCAGCACAACCACCAGCACCAACACACGCACACGCACCAACACUUCACACCCUUCCUGCACCCCACAGCUACUGCGCCGCCUAUGUUUGAUAAGUAUCCAGGAAAAAUGGAUGGGCUGUACCGACAUCCUUUCUUCCCACAAUACCCACCGCCCUCAGUGCCGAGUAUUCAACCUGUGAUUCCUCCCACCGGGCCUUUCAGCUCUUUGCAAGGAGCAUUUCAGCCAAAGCCUCUUGUCCCUCAGGGAACGGGUCCUGAUUUAACAGCACGACUUGGAGUUGUGCCUCACCACCUGCAGCCCAAAGACCCCAGGCUAACUGAUCCAUUUGGGACAUCGUUGAAAAUCAGUAAUAAACCAGGAAAGUGGUGUGCUAUGCAUGUAUAUGUGGCCUGGAUGAUUCUAAGCCAUCAGAAAAAAGUUAAACUGAUGCAGGCCGAUCCUCACAAGCUAGACUUCCGUAGCGACCUGCUGGCCCGUUUUCCAGGACCUGGGGGACUAGGCCAACUGGGACCCAUGGGAGGAGCCCUGCCUCCAACUCACGACUUGACCAGACCUCCCAGUCUGUUCUCAGCCACAGGUGCAGUUAAUCCGUCCUCAGCACCUUUUAUCUCUCCAUCAGUGCCACACUCCUCUUUCCUUCCACCGAAUGCCCAUUUGGGUGAGAGAAGCUUAAAAUAUCCGUAUGGCCGAUCCCCACCCUUUACUCCACUGGGAGCCCUGGGUUCUGGUGCCUUUGGAGGACUUGGCAGCCCAACACUGGCUGGCUCCAUGUUUGGUCCUAAAGAACCACCCGCCAGUGUGGUUGGGGGCUUGUCCACCUCCAACCAUCACGAUGCGUGGAGCCGUCUACAUGGUGGUCCUUCUGGGCUCCCUGCAGGCCCCAGCUGGGCUAAAGGAGCAGACAAGAGGGAUGAGAGGGAUCGAGGGAAGGAUGGAGAGAGAAGAGACAUCCUCCACAUCAAGGAUGAAAAGGACAGAGACAAUAUGCUGUAUGGCCGACCACCUGUGAGAAUGUCACCUGUUGCCCCUUCCUUCAAGCCACGCAAUAGCCCCCCAGUCUCCCACAUAAAUGGCCACAGCAGCUCCCUCGGGGGGAACAGUGGGCCUAUUGAGGACCUGACACGCAGUUUAAAUAGAGACAGAGACCGUGAGCGAGACAGAGAUGGAGACAAGAGGCCAGUGCCAACAUUAUCUUCAAGGGGGGGUCCUCUUGGCCCUUCAUCCUUAGUAGCAGACAGGGACAGACCACGGUCUUCCUCAUCAUCUGUGCUCACUACUCCCCCACCCUCCAACCGCUCAGCCCCAUCUCCUUUGGACCUUUACCCCCGCUCGCAGGCCCAGACAGCACACAGCCACCACAAUGACCACUCACACUCCCAAAGAGAGAAUAACCUCCCAGCUUCUUCUGCAGCUUCUUCCUCUGUUGCGUCUUUGUCUCAGGCCAAGAAGUCUGACCGCACCACAACGCCUGUCUCCAAACCUCCACUGCUUCUACCACCAGUUAAAGUCAAAGAGGAGCGGAAAGAGGAGCCAGAGCACAUACCAAUUACCCUUCCUCCACCACCACCCAGCCACAGCUUUGACCGCCCCAGCAGCCAUCCACACCACCCUAGCUCUGGUACCCCGUCUUCCUCUUUAUCACUGACUCCCACUCCUGUUGUUUCACUCCCACCACCGACCCCAAACCCUCCUUCCCAUCAACACCUUGCUCUGCUGGAACGUUCAAGAGCCAUUGAGGCAUACCUAGGGGGUACAGGAGGUGCUACAGGGCUGGUAAUAGGUCCAGCUGGAGAACGUUUUUCACAUGGUCCUCCACAAGGGCCACCACAGGGUCCACAUAGCUUCACCUGGGACCCCUGGAGGGAGCUGGCAGUUCAUCAACAACAUCAGCAUCGUAGAGAGGCUUUGGCACUUAGGUCAGAUCCACACCUAGCCCUGCGAUCUGAUCCACAUCUGGCUCGGCUGCUCCAACAACAGCGGUUUCUAGAGGCAGAAAGGGCUGCAGCUGUAGCUGCAGCAGCCGCUGCCACCCCUCAACAGCCUCCAACUUCUACCUCUGCUGCCGUCUCCGCUGUUCGCCCAGAGUUUGGCCUGAUGGCCCAUCACUUUGACCGCCCUCCUCAGCUUGGACCCCCUGGUGGCGGGUUGAUGGAUGAGGAGCAGCGAGCCCAAAUCUUGAGGGAAGACUUUGAGCGGGUUCGCUACUUUGGGAUGCAUCCACACCUCCCACCUGGCUCUCACCUCUCGAGCCCCUCUCAUGCUGCUACUGCCGCUCAUCUGGAGCAGCUCCACCCUGGCCUUCUCUCCCACCCGCUCUCUUCAGGAGCCACUGCUUCCCCGCACCACGCAGGCCUCUACUCUCGUCUCGGUCCUAUCAAUCCACACCACUUGCCCAAUGGAAUCCUUGCAAAGACCACUGCAGGCUUAGUAGGAGCGCUGUCAGUGGGGGCACCGCCUCCACUCAUUCCGUCCAUCACCAGCCGGUCGUCCACGCCUCCCCGCAGUUCAAGACUUGGAGGGCCAGGUGAGCUGACAUUGUACAGCGCCCACAAAGAUGGGGAGUCCAGAUAGUACACGGACAACACUGGAGGAGAUUAAGGGAAAUGUCAGGAUCACUGUGCUGCUCUCAACCUGCCCCCUUUUCCUCUCGCAGACUACUAAAACCCCUGCCUUCCCAGAUACACAACCAAACCAGCUCCAGUCUUCACACAAACAAAAAUAAAAACAAGAAAAAAAAAGACAUUAAAAGAGUAAUUGUGACUGGCUGGAGGUGAUGGUAGGGAGGGAAAUACAAGACUCUGAAUAUGCCCAAUGGUUCUAUCAGUGCAAUUUAAAGGUACAUGAUUUAUGUGCAUCCUUGGUGAUUUAUUUUGAAUUUUAUAAUGGCUAUUGGUUAUUACAGUGCUCAGUUUUGAAAGCUGCAGGAAGAAGCAGAGGGGACAGCUUUUUCAUUUAUCAGGUCAAUUAUGAUUCAUGCUUUUACACAAGCAUUUGGGUGGACUGGUAAUGACUUCCGGAAGGAUGUACACAUUGAAGACAUGUCCGGGUUUCAUCCUCUGCUUGGUUAACUCGUGGUAUAUUUUAAUGCCCUCUUUGACAUUAGUUAGGUAAUGUGGAUGGGGGUUUUAGAAAUACAUCGGACAAGUGGUGCUUUUUCUUUUUUGUUUUUUGUCUGUCAUUGCAAAAUAUUACUUAUGAGACCAUUUAAUUAAGAUCGGUGAGCAUCGUACCUCAGUUUCCUGCUAUACCCAAAUAUUUAACUCCAAACCCUCAACUUUACUGUUAAUGAGAUUCAACCUUGUUUGGCUCAUUUUUGUUUUCUAUGGAUGAAUGGUGAAAUGAACUGUUUUACACUGUGUGAGUGAACACAGUGUUUUAGAGCUUCCUGUAACUGUUUCCCAGUCUCCUCUUGACUAUAUGAGCAGGACCAGAUUAUAGUAGUCUAGAGAAAUUGCCUUUGUAAUUAUUAUUCUUAACAUUAAUUAUCUUCUAUAAUAAUAAAUAUAUUCACUGUUAUGUUAUUUGUCAUUGUUUCGGGUAUCAACCAGCACUCUCUCCCCAGGUAGUAAUGUCUCAAGUAAUGCAAAAGGCUUGCUUCACAGAAAACUUUUUAAAAGCUUGUGAACAUCAAGCCACAUCCAUUGCAACCUCUGGUCUCUUCUAAGGAACUGAUCUACAACUACUAAGCUGAGAACGAGGUUGGCCUGUGUCACUGGUUUUGUGCUAUCUUUUGGGACUACGGGAGCCUUGUACAUUGAGCUGUCAAGUUGUUUCAUCAACAAAUAUAAGUUAUAUACAAGAACAAGUGGGACAUCUGUUGAAGAACCGGAAAAAAAAAAUUAUAAGAACUUGUGUCAAAAGGCAACUAGACAGUGGGUAUCCUGAGAGGGAAAAGACUGGGUCAAUUAUUUUAAUAUGACCAUUUUAUACCUUUCAAACCCUCCCCUAGAGACAACAAAGAAUAAUUAUUAAAUGAAUUGUUGUUUA